AUGGCAACAACUGCACCGAACGACUCUGGAAGAAGAACAUUACAGUCAUCGCAAAAGGAACGCGGCUGCUUCUUUGCACACUCUCCUAAUUCGCUCCUAUGUCGUACCGUCAACGUCACUAUCGCCUAUGUUCUCUACACAUUUAUCACUCUCCUAUUGAUCGGGUUUACACUGUAUAUUGUCAUCAGAUUUUGGACUAAACCAACUAAUGAAUGGGUGACCGCGAGCGAUUACGGAAGUACAGUGUACGGUGCUAUGUUUAUCUGUGCACAUUGGGUCGGUGGAGUUUUGGUCAACCUGUGCGGCUGUGUGAUAGCGUCGAUAUUCGGGUUUACUUACAUCUUCGCUCGCUCUACAGUCGCUGGUGCGGCCACUGAUCUUCCAUUUGCAAUAUACGGCAUUCUGCUUUUAUCCUACUCCAUGUUAACAAUAUUCCAUGCGCGACGCAAACAAAUCGCUACCCACAAACGAUGGGCGGUAAGAACGUUUGCACUCGGAAUUGGAUCUGCAUUGUAUAGGCUCUAUGUGUCACCGUUAUUUAUAUAUUCCGUUUCGGCCAGGAAAAGUGGUGUUGCUGACGAAUUGGACUAUGAGGAAAAAUUGAAAUGGUUGACGAUUGCCGCGUGGCUCUUUUUCCUUCCCAAUUUGGUCGUUGCGGAAAUAUGGAUCUGGUGGUAUUGGGGAUACGAAGUGAGCGAGGAGGGGAUGGGAAGUGCUGAUCAGAGUAGUGGGGGAGAUCCAGAAGUGCGGCAA
Molecule: messenger RNA, 753 nt
Organism: Paraglomus occultum
Lineage: Eukaryota; Fungi; Glomeromycota; Glomeromycetes; Paraglomerales; Paraglomeraceae
Source: the annotation of a GenBank genome assembly